UUUCCAAUCUCUAGGCAUUGUUUCAUGUCUUUUUCUUUUGCUGCUUGCCACAAUUCACUGCCCAGACUCAGCAAAAACCCUCAACAGUCUACACUACAUCAUCAUAGACUCGACUUCUUAGCCUGCUUACUAUGGUAGACCACACCGACAAAUAUACACGCUUUCUCGGAAAUAUAUUACCAAAAUUCAUGAAUCUACAAUGAUCUUCCGCCACAGAGUCACAACCUUAUUUUUCACCGCCCUGGCACUGACCCAUCUGGUCUACUCUAAACCGAUGCAGGAUGACGGACUCGAUACGAUUUCGGCCCGAGCAUUAGAAAGCUACCCUUAUCAAACGAAACAGAAUCUUGGUCAUGUCUCGAUAAAGUUAACCCCAAUCUCCGAGAUUGUGCGCGAGCCACGACUCACUUCAGGGCCCAUGACCGCACGAUGAUAUAUUGGUUGCUAUCCCUCCAUCCUUCUGUCCUUCCUUCCUUGAUACUGUUCGGUGUAACCAUCAUCACGACCGUCUGACUGACCUGAACCCCGCCACGUCAUAGUGCGCCGAAGCCGACAAAAUACAGUGGACCCUGCUGAGCCGGUGCGGAAAGAGGCGAACAACGGCUGGUUGAGCUUAAGAUAUGAGUUAUCAAUCUAGGAAUGUGCCGCUGUGGUGAUGACAAAGAUUCAAUCAAUACUAAUAUCUCAGAGACAGAGAGGACUGCAGAAUAAUAAGAGUUUUGUUCGCCAAUUGUCUUCGAAAUAUAGGCAUUUCUACGGACUAUUACCUCAAUGUAAACCCGUUGUUGGUACAGGUGAACAAUACUAUACCUGUUAGUCG
Messenger RNA from Pseudomassariella vexata, 820 nucleotides. RefSeq lists its product as uncharacterized. The coding region runs from base 200 to 433 and encodes 77 amino acids. The transcript is spliced from 2 exons. Lineage: Eukaryota; Fungi; Ascomycota; Sordariomycetes; Amphisphaeriales; Pseudomassariaceae. The record is from RefSeq and is a predicted model, not a curated record.